This is a messenger RNA of Drosophila rhopaloa, 2726 nucleotides long. Its product is annotated as probable ATP-dependent RNA helicase DDX10. The transcript is spliced from 2 exons. The record is from RefSeq and is a predicted model, not a curated record. Gene Ontology annotation, biological process: rRNA processing. Gene Ontology annotation, cellular component: nucleus. Lineage: Eukaryota; Metazoa; Arthropoda; Insecta; Diptera; Drosophilidae. Gene Ontology annotation, molecular function: RNA helicase activity; ATP binding; nucleic acid binding. The coding region runs from base 93 to 2573 and encodes 826 amino acids.
CUAAAUUGAUUUUGAGUCCACCUCUAAUACCAACCGCGUGCAGCUUUCAACCGGGAUCGAAUCCAAUACAUUUUGGGCAGUAAACAGAGGGAAUGCAGCGCCAGAAACCCAAGGGACCGGGAAGACCGGGUCCGCGAUUCAAACCGGGAUCCGGCAAAGGCAAGGGAGCAAAUGGCGCCCGGGGAAGCGGUGACAACAAGCAGAAGCGUCCACGCCAGGAGUUUAACAAGUCCCGACUGGCCGCCACCGAUGCAGAGAUUAAAGAACUGCAGAGCAAAUACGCGGAAAUAGACGCGCCUGCCAUUAAGAAGUUUGGACAGUUUCCGCUGUCCAAAAAGACCCAAAAGGCGCUGGCGGAGUCCAAGUUCGUGCAUCCCACGCAGGUGCAGCGGGAGAGCAUUGGACCUGCGCUGCUGGGCAAGGAUGUGCUGGGCGCGGCUGUCACAGGAAGUGGCAAGACUCUGGCCUUCCUCAUACCCGUUCUAGAGCACCUGUUUAUGAACAAAUGGUCGCGCACCGAUGGCGUUGGCGCCAUCAUUAUCUCGCCCACCCGCGAGCUGGCCUACCAAAUUUUUGAGACCCUGAAGAAAGUUGGCAAGCACCAUGACUUUUCCGCUGGUCUCAUCAUCGGCGGGAAGAACCUAAAGUUCGAGCGGACUCGCAUGGACCAGUGCAACAUCCUCAUCUGCACACCGGGCCGCCUGCUGCAGCACAUGGACGAGAAUCCGCUCUUUAAUACGAGCACAAUGGAGGUGUUGGUCCUGGACGAAGCCGAUCGUUGUUUGGAUAUGGGUUUCCAAAAGGCACUUAACUCUAUUAUUGAAAAUUUUCCACCGGUGCGUCAAACGCUACUUUUCUCGGCCACGCAAACGAACACGGUGCAGGAUUUGGCAAGGCUUAAUCUGAAGGAUCCAGUCUAUGUGGGCUACGGAAAAGCAAAGUCAGGCGAAGAAACCUCUAGCUCCAUGAAGGGUCCGAGCACCGCUGUCUUAGCCCUCCCCGAGCUUCUGCAGCAGAGCUAUGUGGUGCUGAAUCUCGAGGACAAGAUCACCAUGCUGUGGUCGUUCAUUAAGAACCAUUUAAAGCAAAAGAUCAUAGUGUUUGUGUCCAGUUGCAAGCAAGCCAAGUAUCUGUACGAGAUUUUCUGCAAACUGCGUCCGGGUAGUCCACUGCUGGCUCUUUAUGGAACCCUCCAUCAGGAUCGUCGCAUUGCCAUCUAUGAGGAUUUCCUGCGCAAAAGUCACGUGGUAAUGUUCUCCACCGAUGUGGCCUCACGCGGUCUGGAUUUUCCCGCCGUCAACUGGGUGGUGCAGUUGGACUGCCCGGAGGAUGUCUCACAGUAUAUUCAUCGAGCGGGUCGCUCUGCGCGGAAUAAGACACGCGGCGAGUGUCUUCUGGUACUGACCCCCAGUGAGGAGGAGUAUAUGAUUAGUGCACUCAAGGAGCAGCUGAAUGUUAAUAUCCGCUGUGUACAAAUCGAUCCAAAGAAACUCUUCUCGCCGCGCGUCAAGAUCGAGGCCUUUCUGGCCCAAUUUCCCGAACUGAGAGCCACCGCCCAGCGUGCCUUUCUCUCCUACAUAAAAUCCGUUUUCCUAAUGCGCAACAAACGUUUGUUUAAUGUCUUUAGCAUGGAUUUAGAUGCAUUUGCGCAGUCGCUGGGUCUGGCUGUUACGCCGCGCGUUCCUUUCUUGGAAAAGUUCCUAUGGCGGCAGAAACAGAUGCAGCAGCAGAAGGAACAGGGUGAUGUCCCACCAGUAACCAAUCCAGUUCUCACCAAGAUGACCAAACAACAGAGCUUUGGCGGCGCUAACGAAGACGAAGAUGACAGUGAUGACGAAGACUUUAUCAAAGUGAAACGUAAGGAUCACGAUGUCGAAGGAGAACCAGUAGUACUGGACGAGGCCGAGGGCAACGAGGACGAGCCAGAGGGCCCCCUGGUGGUGCCCAAGCGGGAGAAGCUGGUCACCAAGGCCUCGCUGGCUAAGAAGGCCCUGAAGAAGAAUCUGCAGGUUAACUCCAAGCUCAAGUUCGAUGAGGAGGGCGAAACGGUGGCGGAUGAUCGCAGUCAAAUGAAGGCGCUAAGUGCCAGGCAGCGAACAGAAAACGAAGACGACGACGACGGAGGAAUCAAUCUGGUGCUGUCCAAGGCACUGCUGACUGAGGAGGAUCAGUACGAUAAACAGCGAUUCCGGGAGCUGGUCAAGAAACGUCACAAACUGCAGAGGGAGAAGCUGCGCAAAAAGACGGAGGAAGCCAAGGGAAGCGACGAGGAGGUGGAGGACCAAGAUGCUGAUGAUGCCGAAAGUGCUGACGGCGAUAGUGAUCACUCAGUGGACCUCUCCUGGCUGCCAGAUCCCGACAAGAUCUACAGCAAUAAGGCUAAUGCUUCAGAUCGGGAUGCGGUUGUGAAAUCUUUAUCUGAAUCAGAAAAAGGCGAUGCAACCGACAAUGACGAAGACGACGACGUCGAAGACAGCUCCGAUGAGGAGCCCGUCUACAAGAAGUCCAAGCUAACGAAUAAGAUGACUUUAAUGGACACGGAGGCCAUUGCGGCCAGUCUUUUGGGUAGCUAAGUUAGGGCUCGACUGUGUGAAUAAAUUAAUGCCAAUUAUUUCCUAAAUAAUAAUUUGUAAUUUAAUAGACGUUUUGGUUUAUUGAUACUAAUUUAAUGAUUUUAUAAAGAAUUGUACAAAUCUACAGCAAUUCAUUUGUUAUAAUUUCUAACA